CACUUUGUCUGUCACAAGACUCACAAAUACAAUACCUCCUUUUCUUUUGCUCUCCCUGGCUUCCAUUCUCUCCUUGUCAAUCCAGAAGAGAGAGAGAUGAGUAGCAAUACUAUCUCCAUGACCUUCUCUUUUGUAUAAUGAACAAUGGACUAAAACCCUUCUUCUUCUCAAAAGAAGAUGGCAAUGCGACAAAAUGAUUGUGAACGAGAACAGCAACAACAGAGCUCUUCAUUAUUGUUAGAUGCUCUUUAUUGUGAAGAGGAGAGAUGGGAAGAAGAAGAUGAUGAGACUAGUUCAAUACAAACCCUGAGCAACAGGAAUCCUUGUUUGUUUUCUCUUCCAUUGCUAGAGCAAGAUAUGUUUUGGGAAGAUGAGGAGCUUCUGUCCCUCUUCUCCAAAGAACAAGAACAACAAAAACAAAACAAUGUGAUAACGGAUCCUUCUCUGUUUCUGGCUCGUCAAGAGGCUGUUGAGUGGAUUGUUAAGGUCAAUGCGCGUUAUGGGUUUUCAGUUCUCACAGCAGUGUUGGCUAUAGACUAUCUUGAUAGGUUCCUCUGUAACCCUUGUUUUCAGAAGGAGAAGCCAUGGAUGGUGCAGCUUGUGUCCGUCACUUGUCUCUCUUUGGCUGCUAAAGUUGAGGAGACUGAAGUCCCCCUUCUUCUAGACUUCCAAGGGGUGGAAACUAAGUAUGUGUUUGAGCCUAAAACGAUUCAAAGAAUGGAGCUUUUGGUGCUCUCUACACUCAAAUGGAAGAUGCACCCAGUAACCCCACUUUCAUUUGUGGAUCACAUCAUGAGGAGGCUUGGAUUGAAGAACCAUGUCCAAUGGGAGUUCCACAGGCGAUGUGAGAGUCUUCUUCUCUCUGUAGUCUCUGAUUCGAGAUUCAUGGGUUUUGUUCCUUCAGUCAUGGCCACUGCAACAAUGAUGCACAUAAUUGACCAAGUUGAGCCCUUUAACCCAAUUGAGUACAAAAAUCAACUUCUGGGUGUUCUUGAUUCAACAAACAAGGAGAAGGUGAACGAGUGUUAUGGACUGAUUGUUGAGCAGACCAAGAUCCAGCACACCAAGUCCAAGAAGCGCAAGUUGUUAAGUGAGCCAAUAAGCCCAAGUGGCGUGAUUGACGGUGCUUUUAGCAGUGAAUGUGAAAGCUCAAACGACUCAUGGUCUGUGGGUUCAUCAUCAGUAUCAGUAUCAGUAUCAGAGCCACCUCCAUUGAAGAAGAGCAAAACCCAAGAUCAGAAGAUGGGUUUGUUUUCACUCAAUAGGGUGUUUGUGGAGAUUGUUGGCAGCCCACGCCCAGGCUAAUGAAGAGUCUCGCCAAUCUUCAUCUAUGCUAUUUAAUUUUGUUUAAUUAAUUAUCAUGUGAAGUAGCCUUCCAUCUCCAUCAUAUCCCAAUAAUUUUCCAGGAGGAGAGGGUAGUGAGAUUGGUUGAGAUGGGGUGGCAAUUUUCAAAAAGAAGGAAGCAGACACCAGUCAGAGAUGUACAAUGUCUCUGGUUCUUGGUUUUGUCUUUUGUCCUCCUUAUUAUAAUAUUAUAUGAACAUCAACAGACUAUUCAGAAUAACUUCACGGACUAUUAUUGA
This is a messenger RNA of Tripterygium wilfordii, 1583 nucleotides long. Its product is annotated as cyclin-D3-1-like. The transcript is spliced from 4 exons. Gene Ontology annotation, molecular function: cyclin-dependent protein serine/threonine kinase regulator activity. Gene Ontology annotation, cellular component: cyclin-dependent protein kinase holoenzyme complex; nucleus; cytoplasm. Gene Ontology annotation, biological process: regulation of cyclin-dependent protein serine/threonine kinase activity; mitotic cell cycle phase transition. The coding region runs from base 178 to 1305 and encodes 375 amino acids. The record is from RefSeq and is a predicted model, not a curated record. NCBI's taxonomy places the organism in Eukaryota, Viridiplantae, Streptophyta, Magnoliopsida, Celastrales, Celastraceae.